AUGUGGGCUAGGAUAUUGUUUGCCCUCGCAUUGAUCGACGCUGUUACAGCUCAAACCACUUACACCGGAUGUCAUAACCAUUCCACCGUUGAAUACUGCUACGGCCCAGAUGGUCAAGAAACACCGUUGGUGACCUAUUCCCUCCCUGUCUCGACAACGCUAUCGACGGCAACGAUCCCUGCACAAGUCUCCGCCACGGCCACCACCACAGAAGAGUAUCCAGCGGUGACAGGCUGCCAUACGCAUGGAUCCCAGAUUUACUGCAUAAAUGGCGAAGGAGAGGAAGUCCUCAUUUCUACGACUGCGACUCCCACAGGAGAAUCGCCAGCUCAAUAUACCGACUGCCACAAUCAUGGUGAAGAACAAUACUGCGUGGGUCCCAGUGGGGAAGAAGUAUUAGUUGUGGCCGAAGGAACCACUUCGUCUGACGAAGAUGAGGGAGAACAAGAGGUGGAUUGUCACUUUCAUGCCGGAGUCGAACACUGUGUACCAGUGGGCGAAUCUGAAAGCAGCAGUUCUGCGUCUUGCGGUCUUCAGGAACGAGACUACGAUAUCCCUCUUCGAAUUGGCACCUUGUUUGUCGUUCUUGUCACCAGCGGUAUGGGGGUCUUUGCACCUCUUUUGCUUGUCAAGAUUCCAUUCCAGAACGUCAAUACCUGGGUUUUCACAAUCGUCAAACAAUUUGGGACUGGGGUGAUCGUGUCAACGGCUUUCGUUCAUCUGUACACUCAUGCAUCCUUGAUGUUCAACAAUGAAUGUCUCGGAACACUAGACUACGAAGCUACGACAUCGGCCAUUGUCAUGGCGGGGAUUUUCCUCGCUUUCCUGUUCGAAUACAUCGGUCAUCGAAUUGUUCUCUCGAGAGCCCCGAAUACAAGGCGAAGAAGGAUGACUUCGAGUGAAUGGACCACCACCGCAGCCUCUUCCGGCAAGGAAACAUCACCGCAAGAUGACUCGGCUAAGAACACGGACAACCAGGCCAAUGGUCUUCCCAGUUCGAAUCCAGAACGCGCCGAAGCGGAGAAUCAGAUCACUCUGGCAAAUCUCGGUCACCACCAUGGCUGCCCCUUCGAUCCAACCAAUCCAAACUCGAAGCUCUCCGUCCUGGUAAUGGAAGCAGGAGUUCUUUUCCACAGCAUUUUGAUUGGGCUCACCCUUGUCGUGGCCGGCGAUUCAUUCUACCGCACUCUCUUGGUUGUCAUCGUCUUUCACCAAUUUUUUGAAGGGCUUGCUCUUGGUGCUCGCAUUGCGUCAGUCCCUCGAGGGACGGCCUCAUUUUGGCCUACCAAAGCUCUCAUGGCUGCAGCAUUUACGCUGAUCACGCCGUUAGGUAUGGCCAUUGGGUUGGGAGUGAUUCAUGAUUUCAAUGGCAAUGAUAGGAGCACCAUCCUGACAAUUGGAACACUCGAUGCCCUUUCCGCCGGUAUUUUGGCCUGGGUCGGUAUGGUGGAUAUGUGGGCCCGGGACUGGGUUGUUGAAGGUGGUGAGAUGACCGGAAGCAAUCUGAGUGUUGCUAGGAUUGGGGUUGGGUUGACAAGUUUAAUUGUUGGGUUUGUUGGGAUGAGUGUUCUGGGGAAAUGGGCGUGA
Messenger RNA from Rhinocladiella mackenziei CBS 650.93, 1587 nucleotides. RefSeq lists its product as uncharacterized. Gene Ontology annotation, molecular function: zinc ion transmembrane transporter activity. Gene Ontology annotation, cellular component: plasma membrane. The transcript has 6 exons. The record is from RefSeq and is a predicted model, not a curated record. NCBI's taxonomy places the organism in Eukaryota, Fungi, Ascomycota, Eurotiomycetes, Chaetothyriales, Herpotrichiellaceae. The coding region runs from base 1 to 1587 and encodes 528 amino acids. Gene Ontology annotation, biological process: zinc ion transmembrane transport.